AUGGGCAGUGACCAUGGCUGUCCCUGCAUCUGUCUCUUGCUUCAACAGGGUUUGGACAGAACGGACCCAGAGACACCCCUCUUCCAGCCUCUACCACCCUCCAGCCUUUUUUAUAGUCCCACCUUCAGAACCAUCUCAGCCAUCCUAAGCCUUGAGACCAACCAACACUCUUUUUUUACCUUAGCUCCUCAUUGCCAAACAACCAUAAGCUCCCAGAUUUGUUGGAAUUAUUCCACCCAGGAGGAGGCUCCUGUCAACCCCCUGGUCAACCUGCAUCUGAGGCCUCCUAUACCUACUUCCCUGGGCCUUUAUUUACACCAUCAUGAUGCGGUCCUGGAGGGCAGGGGCCACCUCUUCCAGGAGUUGGCUGAGAAGAAGCACGAGGGAGCCCAGGGUCUCUUGGAGCUGCAAAACCAGCCAGCAUGGGACAUGCAGGAGCUGUUCCAUGAUGAGUGGUGUGGGACUCGGGGUGCCACGGAAGAUCCCUUGGUCCUGGAGAGGAACAUGAACCAGGCCCUUUGGGAUCUACAUGUCCUGGGUUCUGCCUGCACAGGCCCUCAUCUCUGUGACUUCCUGGAGAACCACUUCCUGGAUGAGAAAGUGAAACUCAUCAAGAAGAUGGGUGACCACCAGACUAAACUCUGCAUGCUGGCCUGGCCACAGGCUGCCCUGGGCGAGUGUCUCUUCCAAAGGCUCACCCUUCAGCACCAAGAAGAGUCUUGGAGCACAGAGGCCUUGGUGCCCCCUACAUUCCCCUGGUGUCUGACUUUUUCAUGA
Molecule: messenger RNA, 777 nt
Organism: Phyllostomus hastatus (greater spear-nosed bat)
Lineage: Eukaryota; Metazoa; Chordata; Mammalia; Chiroptera; Phyllostomidae
Product: ferritin light chain-like
Biological process (GO): intracellular iron ion homeostasis; iron ion transport
Cellular component (GO): cytoplasm
Molecular function (GO): ferrous iron binding; ferric iron binding
Source: RefSeq, a predicted model, not a curated record